AUGGAUAUGAAUGACAAAUAUUCAAAUUCAGAAGUUGAUGAUAUAAAUCUAAGUCUUAACUCCCUGGCUUUAAGUGAUGUUCCCAGUUGUAUUAUAAUUAAAACAAAUUUUAUUUAUGGCAAUAGAAAAUCCGCUUUUAAGGCGGUAUUCAAAGAAUAUUCCAAGAAGACAUCAGUACAUGGAUUAAAUUAUAUUUUUGAAAUUCAUCGACCAAUUUAUGAAAAAUUAUACUGGAUUAUUGCCCUAUUAGUGUCACAAUAUUUGGCUAUAUACUAUAUGUGGGAAACCUAUGAUAAAUGGUCAAAUACUCCGGUUAUUUUAGGAUUUGAUGAGACCCUUGUGGAUAUUAGUACAAUACCAUUUCCAGCUAUUACCAUAUGUCCGGAAAAUAAAAGAGAUAUGACAAAUUCACAGUUUCCGGAGACGUCAACAUUAAUAUGGUCUGAAAUUGUGGAAUAUGGAGAUUUUCAAAACAGAUUAAAUAUCAGUGAAAAGCAAGAACAUCGUUUCCUUUCGACUUUGCAAACAUGUGAUCAAGAAGUUAUCGCUAGAUUUGCUCCCUAUAUAAAGAAUAAUAUAAAUAUGAACGUGGCACAAACUCUAUUAGAUAUAGUUCACGAUACCAACACCACAAUAACAGCCUGUGAAUGGAAGACUGUUCUGGAUUUCUCUUGUAGAAUUCUAAAAAAAAUGAUCACAGAAGAGGGUGUAUGUUUUCAAUUUAACGGUUUGAGACAUCAAGACAUGUAUAAGAAAAUAGAAUAUAUUAACUAUAAGGAUGAACUAGAAAACGAUAUUAAUGUUACCGGAAGUUGGUCUUUAGAUGACGGUUACCAGGGUCAAGGUUAUAAUGCAUAUCCUCUAAGAUCCAUUUUGCCAUCAGUUCGUAAUGGGUUUCGUCUCGAAUUAGCAACAUUUGGUAAACAUAUUGAUUAUCUAUGUGGAACUUAUAAACAAGGAUAUAAGGUCUUUUUGAACUCUCCCGAUAGCAUAGCUCUAACCAGGGGCAAUUAUAUUUUGGUUCCUAAAUCUAAAGAUGUAAUGAUAACAGUUGUACCACAAUUCAUAAAGUCACAAGAUAAUUUAAUGGAUUAUCCAGUCGAAAAGAGACAAUGUUACUUCAAUAAAGAGCGAAAUUUGCGUUUCUUUAAAUUCUAUACACAAAAUAAUUGUCAAACUGAAUGUUUAACUAACUAUACUAUAGCGAAAUGUGGUUGUGCCCGAUUUUGGAUGCCCAGACCCUUAGAUGUUCCGAUUUGUGAUCUCACUAAAUUAACCUGUUACACUAAUGCCGCCCAUGAUCUCGAACUAUUAAUAGCAAAUCAAACCGCUCGCAAAACUAAAGAUCACAAAGUACAAAUAAUAUGUGAUUGCAUACCGGCCUGUAACUCUCUGGAAUAUAAUUUCGAAAUUACACAAGGAAAUUUAGAUGCAAAUGCUACACUUAAGGCUUAUCGUCUAUUUGAUCAUAAUGAGGAUAUUUCCCUAUCUCGUCUAAUAGUUCACUAUAAGGAAUCACAAUUUACUGCCAUUAAACGUACUGCUAUUUACGAUUACACCCAAUUAAUUGCCAACUGUGGUGCUAUAUUUGGACUAUUUAUGGGCGCGAUUAUUGAUUCAAAAGAAAGUAGAUGA
Molecule: messenger RNA, 1635 nt
Organism: Lucilia sericata (common green bottle fly)
Lineage: Eukaryota; Metazoa; Arthropoda; Insecta; Diptera; Calliphoridae
Product: pickpocket protein 28-like
Exons: 10
Coding region: 1-1635 (544 amino acids)
Biological process (GO): sodium ion transmembrane transport
Cellular component (GO): membrane
Molecular function (GO): ligand-gated sodium channel activity
Source: RefSeq, a predicted model, not a curated record